AUGGAUACCCUAAACUCGCCGUCUCACAUUCGAGACGCGUCGCCGACGCCUGAUCCUGUCAGCCAUGCUUCUCGACAGUCCUCCUCAAAGAACUCUCGUAAACGAGAUAUUGAAGAAAUGCAGGAGGUUACGGCAGGCCUCGUGCCGUCCAGCAGUCUCGGCCAGUUCUCCUUUGCUCCCGCCACCCGAACGACCGUCGUAACAACGACCACCACCACAACCACCAACUUUCCUCCUCUGGUUUUCAACCCACCUCGAUCCGCUCGUCAUCUUGAUCCUAAACUAUACCCUCUUGCUGCUAAUCCAACUCCUUCCGAACUAAGACGCUUCCAGUUCGAACUCGGCGGACAGUCUGUCAUUUUUAAUGAACCAGAUGAUACUACUGCUGCCCUCGACGAGUUAAAUGAACAACGAGAUGCUUUGAAAGCAUCAAAAGGCGUCCUCACUUCUGUUGCAGUCUACGAUGGCCCCGAUCAAAACGCCACCCCUUCCCAACCACCGACGCAUCAGGUUUCUAAAGCGACUGGUUCGAGACGUCGGCCGGGCUCUCCCCUUGGUAAACGCGAAUCUUCUCGUAAAAAUCGAUCUUUGGGAACAGCGCCAGAGCCCCGUGGCCCGAAUAUGCCGAGAAGGAGUCGUUUGGGACGAGUUGCCUCCGCCACUAGUUCAUCGGCCCCUGGCUUGGCCACACCAGAAACAGAAUCAAACCAAUUCCGCCUCGAUCACCAUGCGGUACUGAGAAAGCGAAUUCACGGCGGGAGGGCAGGCCACAAAGUCAACUCCGGCUCUUCCAACGACGAUCAAGACUCCUUGCAAUCCUCGAAUCCUAGACCACCUUUGUUUACAAGAGCUCCCAGUGAAACACAUGAUAAGUCUGAGGAGGCCACCAGCGCCGUGGAGAACUCCCAAGACUCUCAACACGCUCUAUCAGCACCCGGGGGACUUGACUCUGGAGAGGCCAUGAUAGAGGACAAUGAGACAAGCCAAUAUCCGGAAUCAUCUGCUACUCAGCCGUACCGGACCGUGCCCGGCCUUGCUAACCUGCCUGCUAUCGAUAGUGCUCUAAGCCAAGAUAUGUGUUUGCCUAGUCCAAGCCUAUCGCCUGUUACCGCUAUGAACACCCACAACCCCGAUUCCUUUUUCGAAUUUACUGAAGACCAGGGAACCGAAACCGACUCCAGCCUUGAUAAUCAGGUAUCCAAAUUGACACGCCUUACUUCCCGAAAUGGCGCCACGAGUGUAUCAGCGCCAGCAGACGUUUACAAUGGUACUAUACAACCACGCCCUCCGUCUCUAAUGGAAAUUCCGGCUACGUUGGAUUUCUUUGAAUCGAUCCCAGACGAGAUGAAGACUUAUAUGAUGUAUCAGCUGCUGAGACGUUGUCCCAAGUCUACAUUACAGUUCGUUGCCGACGUCGUGAAUCCAGCCCUCAAGUGCGAUUUCCUGGCCUUGCUCCCUGCCGAACUGACACUCAACAUUGUGCGAUACCUCGACCUAAAGUCAAUGUGCCGAGCGGCCCAGGUGUCGAAGAAAUGGCGGCAUAUCAUCAACUCUGACGAAAGGUCAUGGAAACAGCUGUUCGACAGUCAUGGAUUCAAGCUCCCACCGGGCGAACUACAACGCGCUAUCAGAGAAGGCUGGGGCUGGCAGUUCCCCAAUGGAAGCGAUGACUGGGAGAAAGACCUCUCUAGUUCCGUGAUGAAACUUGACUCGGAUAACUUGCCGGUCGACCAGUCGAGUGCUUUUGCCGAUACGGCGUCUGUAGGCUCCUCAUCCUCGCGUCGACCAAAGAGGAAGGCUGCCGCCAACCGAACAUCAAGUCGGAAACUAGCCAGGCGGAAGCUUACGUCAUCGCAUGAAGCAGCCCCCGCAUCGUACGACUGGGCUGGGGAGGCCACCUCGCUUGAAGGCCCAUAUGCGGCUGCAAACGCUGCUGCUAUUGCUGUCCCAUACCCAGAAGUUGGUAUACCUUCGCUUCGCAGUGUGCAUCUCUACAAGUCCCUCUACCAGCGCCAUUCCACGAUUCGUAAAAGCUGGAUGCGUUCCGAUCUGAAUCCCAAGCACUUGGCUUUCCGUGCACAUGACCGCCAUGUAGUCACCUGCCUUCAGUUCGACACGGAGAAGAUUCUCACCGGCAGUGACGACACGAAGAUCCAUGUGUAUGACACUAAAUCCGGCGCGCUCAAGUCAAUUCUUUCCGGUCACGAAGGCGGUGUGUGGGCUCUAGAGUAUUAUGGCAACACGCUUGUGUCGGGGUCGACUGAUCGGUCGGUCCGUGUUUGGGAUAUUGAAAAGGCUAAAUGCACUCAAGUAUUCCACGGCCACACGUCUACUGUUCGGUGCUUGCAAAUACUACUUCCCACGGAAGUCAGUAAGAAUGCCGACGGGUCGGCGGAGAUGAUGCCCAAAGAGCCUCUCAUUAUUACCGGUUCCCGCGACUCUAACCUCAGGGUGUGGAAACUUCCAAAGCCAACUGAUCCUACCUAUCUUGAUGCGAGCCCACACGCAAACGAUACUGAUUGCCCAUAUUUCUUACGCACGCUCUCUGGCCACCAGCAUUCAGUACGCGCCAUUGCGGCCCAUGGAGAUACUCUAGUCUCUGGAAGUUACGAUUGCACCGUACGUGUCUGGAAAAUUUCCACCGGUGAAAGUGUGUUUAAGCUACAGGGCCAUACGCUCAAGGUCUAUAGCGUCGUCUUGGACGUGGAAAGGAACCGGUGCAUCAGUGGAUCCAUGGACAACAUGGUCAAAAUAUGGUCCCUCGAGAAUGGUACUUUGUUACACACUCUCGAAGGCCAUUCGUCUCUCGUCGGUCUCCUUGACCUAAAGAGUGAUCGGCUAGUUUCUGCAGCCGCAGAUUCUACCCUCCGAAUCUGGGACCCCGAAGAUGGUCAGUGCAAGAGUACCUUGACUGCCCACACUGGCGCCAUCACAUGUUUCCAGCAUGAUGGCGAAAAGGUUAUUUCUGGCUCUGAUAGAACUUUGAAGAUGUGGAAUGUGCGCACUGGUGAGUGUAUCAAAGACCUACUCAAGGAUCUCAGUGGCGUUUGGCAAGUGAGAUUCGACGAUCGUAGAUGCGUCGCUGCCGUACAGCGAGAUGGUUUAACUUAUAUUGAGGUCCUUGAUUUUGGCGCUUAUCGGGAUGGUUUCCCCGACUACCGACUUGGUAAACGAAUAGUCGUCGAUCGGCAGGGCAUUGAGGUUGCCGACGAUGACGAAGAUGAUUACGACGCAACAGAAUAA
This is a messenger RNA of Talaromyces rugulosus, 3243 nucleotides long. RefSeq lists its product as uncharacterized. The transcript has 3 exons. Bases 1 to 3243 code for a protein of 1080 amino acids. The record is from RefSeq and is a predicted model, not a curated record. Gene Ontology annotation, molecular function: protein binding. Lineage: Eukaryota; Fungi; Ascomycota; Eurotiomycetes; Eurotiales; Trichocomaceae.